This is a messenger RNA of Sorghum bicolor (sorghum), 732 nucleotides long. RefSeq lists its product as uncharacterized. Bases 1 to 732 code for a protein of 243 amino acids. The transcript has a single exon. Lineage: Eukaryota; Viridiplantae; Streptophyta; Magnoliopsida; Poales; Poaceae. The record is from RefSeq and is a predicted model, not a curated record.
AUGACAAAAAAGACUGCAAGAAAAGAUAAGGAAGUUGAGGAAGACAAGGAAGAAGCACCAUCUAAGCAGGAAAACACCAAGUUCUAUGGAAAGACAGCUCCGCACGAGUUCUACGACACCAACAUUCUGCUGCCAUUUCCAAGAACAAGGAAGCCAACCACCGAUGAACAACUCGGGAAGUUUGUUGAGGUAAUUCGGCAAUUAUAUGUCAAUAUUCCACUACUUGAUGCAAUGCAGGUUCCAACCUAUGCCAAGUAUUUGAGAGACAUCCUCAACAACAAACGCCCGCUGCCUACAUCUGAGGUGAUUAAGCUAACAGAAGAAUGCAGCGCGGCGAUACUAAACCAACUACCAGAAAAGAAGAAGGACCCUGGAUGUCCUACCAUCGACUGCUCCAUUGGGACACAUCACUUCGAGCAUGCACUGUGCGACUUGGGAGCAAGUGUCAGUGUCAUGCCAAAGGUAAUAUUUGAUAAACUAACCCAUGCUGUUUUGUCCCCUACAUCAAUACAUUUGCAGUUAGCGGAUCAGUCAAUUCGCCAUCCUGCGGGGGUAGCUGAGAAUAUCCCCGUAAAGAUACGCGAGUUCCUGGUCCCUGUGGAUUUCGUGGUAAUCGACAUGGAGGUGGAUGAAAAGACUCCACUUAUCCUGGGAAGACCAUUUCUCAGCACUGCUAAUGCACAUAUUGACGUUGGAGCCGGAGAAAUUCAAUUUACAAUCAAUGGGGCCUAG